CUCCGCCUCUCCUGUGUCUACAUUUCCAUCCCAUGGCCGUCUCUAGGUGAUUUAGCGCCGCCAGUCUCAAGCAGGUGUCCAACAUGGCGAUCACGGGAAGCGGAUCUCUCGCUAUUUCUUUCUCUGUUUUCGUGAUUUCGGUGGCGUUUCUUCCGAAAGGAGCUGCUGAAACCGUGACAGUUGACAGUCAGAACUUGGCAACUGACAACGUGACAGUGAUUGAAGGGGAAACGGCCACCAUCAGCUGCAGGGUGAAGAACAACGAUGACUCCGUCAUUCAGCUGCUCAACCCCAACAGGCAGACCAUCUACUUCAGAGAUCUCAGACCUCUCAAGGACAGCCGGUUCCAGCUGGUGAAUUUCUCUGACAACGAACUCCGGGUGUCUCUGUCCAAUGUGUCACUCUCCGAUGAGGGACGCUACGUGUGCCAGCUAUACAUGGAUCCUCCUCAGGAAGCCUACGCAGACAUCACUGUCCUGGUUCCGCCAGGCAGCCCGAUCAUCGAGAGCCGGGAGGAGAUGGUCAGCGAGGGGAACGAGACGGAGCUCACCUGCAUCGCCAUGGGCAGCAAGCCAGCCGCCUCCAUCAGAUGGAUGAAGGGGGAGGAAGAACUGACAGGUGAGACAACAGUUGAGGAGAUGUACGACAGGAUGUUUACUGUCACCAGCCGGGUGAGGUUUUCUGUCACCAAAGAGGAUGAUGGAGUGCCAGUGGACUGCAUCAUUGACCACCCAGCUGUAAAGGACCUCCUGGCUCAAAGACACUUGGAAGUGCUAUAUAAACCCGAGGUGAAGAUCGUGGUGGCGUAUCCUGAAGGUUUACCCAGGGAGGGAGACAAUCUAGAUUUGACUUGUAUCGCUGAAGGAAAGCCACAUCCCCAUCGGAUCAACUGGCUAAGAGUGGACGAGGAUGUGCCGCCUCACGCCGUGGUCACCGGCUCUGAUCUCUAUAUCGAGAACCUCAACAAGUCCUACAACGGCACCUAUCGCUGCGUGGCAUAUAACGAUGUAGGAGAGGCCUAUGACGACUACACCCUCUAUGUGUAUGAUGCUCCCACUACUAUCCCCACACCCACCACCAACCCAGUCAACACGCAAGACUCCAGAGCUGGCGAAGGCACACCACAGAAAAUUGACCAUGCAGUCAUUGGAGGAGUGGUUGCUGUGGUGAUGUUUGCAAUCCUCUGUGCACUCAUUGUUCUUGGUCGAUACUUUGCCAGGCACAAAGGAACUUACUUCACUCACGAAGCCAAAGGGGCAGACGACGCAGCUGAUGCAGACACAGCCAUCAUUAACGCUGAGGGGGGACACAACAACACAGACGAGAAGAAGGAGUAUUAUAUCUAAACUGGUCAGGCCAGGAGAGACGGGUGGGGAUGCUGCUGGUUUUUGGUGGUGCAUAGUGCUGCAGAAGCAUUAUUUCCAACUCUGAUUGGUUACUUGGAGGCAAGAAGGGCAAGAUUUAAAAAGAAAGAGAGGAAGGAAAAAGGGGGAGAGUAGGACCCGCACGGCCAAGUGGUAAGAAGAGGCUGAGUCUCCUAUCCGACCCUUCCUGGACUGCUGUGUCCUAUUCUGUACAGAUUGAUUAUUUUACAGACAAUUUUGUGCCUUGUUCUAUUACUUUUGUUUGUUUUAUUGUUUUCCUUUCACAUGCUUGUUGGAUUAGAUUUUCCUCCUUGUACUCCACUUGAUCCUCUGUUGCUUUUUGGCUUUCAGAGGAGAUUAAAGGGGGUCUGGUGUUUGUCUGUGUGUGCUACGGCUAGCUUUUAGCUCAUGUAACCAGAUCCGAGAAGCCAGCUCAUCCACACUCCUCUUGAGUAAUCUCCAGAGUUCAGUAAUGGAACACGGUGUCAACACUUGUCCCCCCCCCCCUGGGUCAAAGUCCUAUGGUGCCUUACACAAUAGGACGAAUACACUCAGCCCCUUCAAAUUCAGGCUCACUGUGUGAUUACUUAUGUGACAGUUGUGAGUAAUCGUGCUCAUCCUAGAAUGUAUUUGCUUAUAAAAGUGAAGUAGGAGUCAUGCUAUAUAUACAGUAGUACAACCUACGUGUUAAUGGUUUCAAGAGCUGACAUUUACAUCCGGGAUUCCACUGGGAGCAGGUUUAUAACGCCUCAUAAGCGGUGCCGUUUUAGUCUCCACCGCUUCACACCAAGCUGGCAUCAUUUCAGAAGCGAAUAUGUUUUAUCUGCCAGAAUACACAAGUUAGAUUCAGGAGGGCCAAAUCAAGUACGAUCGUUUCUAAUUACGAGUUCACUCACACUCAAGUCCCAAAGCUCCAGUAACUAAUUUCCACGACUUGUCUUUUCUAGUACAGUCUUAAUAAAAAGGAUCUGUAGUAUAAUACAACAGAAUUUGCUUUUCACUACAAUGAGCUUUUCCUCUAGUGCUAAAGCAGUCAACCUCUGCCCAAUUAACUCUGGAUUUUGAGCCGGUGGUUACGCUGAUGUAAUGUGGUGGUUUGAAAUACCGUUAGGAAGUCGACACAGGUGAUCUUAUUUUGAAAAUAUGAUUCUCUAUGCUCUUUCUUGCGAUCGAUUUCCUUUCCUAUUAUACCACUUUCGGUUUUAUGGGGCAUCGCUAGAUGUGAAGUGGAUGUAGUUUCCUUGUGGAGUGCAGUGUAAAACAUCUCAACCAUGGUCAUGUACAAUCAUAAGGACGUAACUUGAAUACAGAGUAAAGUUUAGGUAUUACGUCUUUUUAGCAUCUUGUAUCAAGUAAUUCAGAUUAAGAGUAGUCAAAAAGAAAAAAAAAAGAUAGCUUUGAGGAAAUAGUUAAAAGCCUCAUUGCAUUUAUGCUACAUAUUGGAAAGGACUGACGUCGCUGUAAAUUCUGUGCAAUAAAAACACAACUACAGCCAGCAGCCCGUUAGCUUAGCAGCACCGGAAACAGAGGCUCAGCUAACCUGGAUUUACUAAUGCUUGAAGGGUUGUGUGUUAUCUUUGACUAGAAUCAGACUGGCUUUUCUUCUUUCCUCGCCAAUAAUAACAAACCCUUACGACAAUAAGUCUGAUGGUUGGUCAAACUUUAGUUUAAUUUAAUUUGUCGAUGAUGUACGAGCGACUGUAAGGUCCUGAUUCUUGAUUUUUCCAUCCCUCAUAGAUGAUAGUCGCAUUUUAAACAGUAAAUGACUUGUACAAAGCAGAAGUUUAAAUUCCACUUUACAGAAUACUCCAAAUGAUUGAUUUUUUUAUCUGAUGAUGAUGAUUCAGCAUAUUGAUAAUAUAAAUAGGACGCGGGAUUCCGAUUUGAUACAUUUCCGAGGUUUUAGUAUGAUUGUGCUGUGUGAAAGGAUAGAAAGAGUGCUCAACUUUCAAUGUUUCCUUUUAGUAAUGUAUAAGCUAUCAAGGUAUGUCCAUGUGACGAUCCACAUCUGUAAAAAAAAAAAAAAAGAAAAAAAAAAGACGAAUCACAACUCAUUUCCUGUCCUAGAAAACCUUGCUGAGCACUUUUUUUCUGCACUUGUCAUACGCAAGUAAAAUGACAUUCAGUCUCUGCAAACAUGAAUCUGUUAUUAUAUUUCCGUGCUCUCUGUACAGACAUUUAAUCUUUCUGCUGUCUUAGAGUACCUGUAAGGCCGAGAGCCCUUACAACCUCUGAGAUGUUUGUGUACAGCUUUAAAUUUUAGAUUUGAGAUGAGAUCAUUUUCUUACUGUCAUCUUCCAGCCUCAAAACUUCGCAGAAAAGAAACUGUACGGUUUUAUACAUUUCUCUCAUCUUGAAUCACAAAUUCAAAUCGACAAUGUACACAACAACUGUUUCCUAAUUAGAAAGUGAAUUCAUUAUUUUGCCUGAAUAAAGUCAGUUUAAAAAAGGAGAAGAAAUAGAGGUCUGGAUAACCACUGCCUUAAACAGACCUCGUAACACAACAGAAACGAAAAGACGGAAGGACAUAAUUUCGUGCCUUCUUCUGAUUUUAAGGCGUAUGGUUAUAAGGUAUGAUAUCCUCACACACACACACACACACACACACACACAUACACACACUUACAGUUUAUCUUGUACAUAUAUCUGUCUUUUCUAACCUGCAGGCCAAUACUCAGCUAAGUUAUCUAUCUUCACACACCGUAUACUUCCAUUCACGUUCAGAUCUGCAGCGUAAAAAAACUGGAAUUAAUAAACGGAUAUUAGUAAACAGGGAAAGAAAUUGAUUGAAAACAGAUUUAAAUUAACUUUUUCUUCCAUUGACUAGAACGGGAUAUGCCAGAAUGUAUGGUUUGUGACACAAAAUUUAAUUUGACCACAAUUAAUUUGCCAGAUAAAGUGACUUUGAUAUAUCAGAUGGAUGUUUUCAGGGUCAAAGUUAAUAAGCAUUUUCAAAAAGAAAGAAAUACAGUCCUAAAUGUAUAUAUAUAUAUAUAUA
Messenger RNA from Cololabis saira (Pacific saury), 4362 nucleotides. RefSeq names its product cell adhesion molecule 1b (gene cadm1b). The transcript has 11 exons. Gene Ontology annotation, biological process: susceptibility to natural killer cell mediated cytotoxicity; cell recognition; detection of stimulus. Gene Ontology annotation, molecular function: signaling receptor binding. Bases 84 to 1346 code for a protein of 420 amino acids. NCBI's taxonomy places the organism in Eukaryota, Metazoa, Chordata, Actinopteri, Beloniformes, Belonidae. The record is from RefSeq and is a predicted model, not a curated record. Gene Ontology annotation, cellular component: neuron projection; plasma membrane; synapse.